Indicator indicator is the source of this 5433-nucleotide messenger RNA. RefSeq names its product BCL2 interacting protein 2 (gene BNIP2). The record is from RefSeq and is a predicted model, not a curated record. Lineage: Eukaryota; Metazoa; Chordata; Aves; Piciformes; Indicatoridae. The coding region runs from base 261 to 1229 and encodes 322 amino acids. Gene Ontology annotation, biological process: apoptotic process. Gene Ontology annotation, cellular component: cytoplasm. The transcript is spliced from 12 exons.
CCGUGGCCCGCACCCUACGUUCCUCCUUCGUCUUUCGCCAGAGCCAACGCAGUCAAGAGCAUCAGCUGGCUUGGACUUGUAUAUCGGCAGAAUGGUUUAUUGCGUUUCAUUAUUGGGGAUUCCUUGUUGCUGGUGAUGGGUGAGCCUGAAAAAACACAGCUUGACUUGCACUUCACAGGCUCCUUUUCAUCCCACUGUCCUCAAGACAAGAAGUUCUGGCUGAUCAGGAGUCUCUACUAGCAAUUCAAGUUGACUGAAGAAUGGAAGGUGUUGAGUUUAAGGAAGAAUGGCAAGAUGAAGAUUUUCCAAGGCCCCUGCCAGAGGAUGAUCCUGUUGAGUCAGAUAUAUUGGCUGCAGCUGGAACAGAAAGUGAAGCUGAGGUUAAAGGAACCAAAGUGAAGAAGAAGUUAACGGCUCCAGAUAUUAGCUUAAAUUUGGAUCACAGUGAAAAAUCUGUUUUGUCUGAUGACUUGGAUGAAAGUGGAGAGAUUGAUUUGGAUGAUAUAGAUACUCCUUCAGAAAAUAGCAAUGAGUUUGAAUGGGAAGAUGAUCUUCCAAAACCCAAAACUACUGAUGUAAUUCGGAAAGGAUCACUUACUGAAUACACUCCAGAAGAGGAGAAAGAUGAUGGUCGACGCUGGCGUAUGUUUAGGGUCGGAGAACAGGACCAUAGGGUGGACAUGAAGGCAAUUGAACCAUAUAAAAAAGUUAUCAGUCAUGGCGGUUAUUAUGGUGAUGGGUUAAAUGCCAUUGUUGUGUUUGCUGUUUGCUUUAUGCCUGAAAGCAGCCAGCCUAACUACAGAUACCUUAUGGACAAUCUAUUUAAGUAUGUAAUUGGCACUUUAGAGCUGUUAGUAGCAGAGAACUAUAUGAUAGUUUACCUGAAUGGUGCAACAACACGGAGAAAAAUGCCAAGUAUAGGCUGGCUUAGGAAAUGUUACCAGCAAAUUGAUAGAAGGUUAAGAAAAAAUCUGAAAUCAUUAAUUAUAGUUCAUCCUUCUUGGUUCAUCAGAACACUUCUGGCCAUUACAAAACCUUUUAUUAGCUCAAAAUUCAGCCAAAAAAUUAGGUAUGUCUUUACCCUGGCAGAACUAGCUGAACUCAUCCCCAUGGAAUACGUUGGCAUCCCAGAAUGCAUAAAACAGUAUGAAGAAGAAAAGUUUAGAAAGAAACAGAAAAGAGUUGACCAAGAGCUGAAUGGAAAACAGGAGCAGAAAAGCGAACCGUAAGUUCGGAGUCCAAACAAGACUGAAGAAUAUGCAGAUGGAAUGAUGCUGAUUUUGCUCCAUUUACAAUGCAUUUUCUGUGUGCAUGUACUAUAUAACCUGUUGCAAAAGGUGCUUAACUUCCUUGGACUAGCAGGCAGUGUACUGCUUACUGCUGUAUUGGUUUUUCUUGACUUUAAUAGCUAUGUUUAUAUAAUCAUUUUAUACUGCUAAAUGUCAAAAAACCCCUGUUUCUAGAGGAUGUUCUUGCAGUUGUUUAUCUAAAUGAUGCAUGUUCUUCAGCAAAAUAUUUAUAUACCUAAAUGUUAAAGGAAAGAGAUAAUAUAUAUUUUUAUGACUGAGCAAUAUAUUGUGUGUACCUGCUGAAGGAAUUAAUGUGCAGGUAGACAAGGCCAUAAGUUACUUGUUAUUGUAUAAAUCUGUUAUGCUGUAAAUGGUCAAGUGCAUUUCUUUGUCACAGAAACCUUAAUUUUUUUGGGUAUUAACAACCACAUAUAAUGUAGUCUUUCACAAGUGUGGAGAUCCUUAUUUUUUUGUUCACAUACCUAAUACAAGCUCUACUCAUUUACCUCACUAGAGUGAGUAAUGAGCUCAGAGCUGAAGCUUUUAAUAUCUUUUAGUCCUUUUUUUCUGAAUACAUAACUGCAGUUCUGUGAACUUCAGUCUGCUAGUCAAAGGGUUUAAGCCUAAGCCAUAGAAGAGAAGCUAAACUCUUUGAAUGACUAGUACGAUAUGAGACCUUUCUCAAUUUCAGUUGUGAAUUUUGCUUCAGUGAAUCAAGGCUGUCUCAGCUGACAGAAGGAAAUCAAUUCAUUGCAGUUUUUCUGGGGUGAAUAUCAGUUGCCACCAGUAGGAGCUCUGGUCAUAACUCAGUAGAGCUUGGGAGUCACAUAGAUGCUCUAGUUGUAAUCUCAAUUGUUUGCAGAGGUAUGGUGGGUCCUUGUAGAUGAAACACCCAUUUCCAAAACUAUUUGACACAUGAUAUCACCAUUAAUUUGACUUAACCAAAAAAGAACAAGUGACUCAAAAGUUGGACUGUUUUUUCCCUCCCCACAAUGGUAGUAAACUUGUUUGUGGGAGGUGUUCUUGAAUGCAUAACUAGUGUCCAUAGGUUUAUCAGGACAACAAAUAAUGUACCAGUUGUGUGGUAAAACUUUUUGAUAUCUUUUGAUAAUCCUUGCAAUUUUCUCAUAAGGACAGGUACAUGCAAAUACAUUCAGGAGUUGAGCAAUAUAAUAUUGUAGCAAAUAUAUUAAAUCUUCACUUUCAGUUUUUAUUGUGCUCAUGAUUUUGUCUUAAUGCCAAAAAUAUCACUGCCCAACGACAUUAAAAGUCAGUGUUAGACAGUUCCCUUAUUUAAAGAAACCAAAACAGUUGUGUUCAGCCAGAUAACUAUUUGAUGCUGAUAAACAGCAGUUAGUUCCACGGUCAAGACUUAUUACCAUUUAACAAUAUGUCUCUAAUGAUACAUCUGUAGACUAUGAGUGCUUAUUUGAGUCAGAUGAGGGCAAAUUGCCCCUGUCUCAAGAGUUUGUCUGCAAUUCAGAGACUUUCAAGAUCUAGGUACUUGUGUUAUAAAAGCUGCAUCACAUGUUUAAAGAGAUUAGUAUGCAGUGUGUUCUUUUUCAGCAGGAAGUCCUAAUUUCAAGUUGCCUUGCAUUUAUUUCAUCAUGUUUGGAUCUUGGUCUCAAAGCAGAACACAAAUGUGAACAGUUUCUUUGGGGCUGAACAGUUUCUUUGGGGCUGUCUUACUGUCUUGCUUCAAUUUCAGUGUUGAACCAGAUUAAUGUAAAGUUUCAGACAGUGAAUUGGGCACUUCAAGCCUAUUUGUUUCUGAUACUUUCCAGUGUAGUGUGUAUGCAAACCUUCUGGUUUUCACUGAUUCUGUGUGGGUCCUAAAGCUAGAUACUAAGUGUUCUGAUCAUCUCAUACACAUUUUUUCCUAAUUAGAAAAAGUAUUCUUGCCAGUAAAAGCAUAUUCUUAGUGGAAGGAUUGUAGUUCUGUGUGUCCUGUUGCUUCCUAUGUGUAUAGUGGAGUGUAGAGUAGCCAAUCCUCUGCAUAGGUCAACUUUUACCUACUGAUGGGAUUGGUACUGUUUCUUUUGUGCAGGCUGAGUGGUUCUACGGUUUCAUACUACAGCAGUACUAUUUCUUUUGGGAAUGUGCAUGUUUACUGAAUGGUUUAUUUCUCUAGUAUAAGUUUUUUGUGAAUGAAUAUACAGCACAACAGUUCUUCUGCCCUUAAAGAUCUGCAGCUGGAGAAAGAUGUACUAAAGAACUAUUCCCCUCUGACCUUUUGCAGCUCAUCAUCUAAUGGUGAGGUGGAUGUUUACGAAAAGUGGAGAGGUCCCAAAAUUUUCUUGAACACAAAUGGGUAACUUUUUGACAAACUUAUCUCUCUUGAAAUCUGUAAAAAUAAAAAGAUAAUAUAUUUUAAUAUUUAAGACCAUGACAAGUUGGAUGUCAUACUUCAAUAAAAGUUAAUUUAAAACCUGGAUCACUUUGUGAUAAGCCACAGCAUUGCAGGGCAUUCAAUCAUUCAAUGUCACUUCCUUCUAAAAGUAUAACUCAUGUUGCUGGAAUGCAGUUUGAACCCUGUCAAGAAAAGAAUUUCAUGAGUCACUAAUUUACCUUUGAUCUGGAAGUCUCAUUAGUUUAUAUAUGUAUGUGUGUAUUUGCAACUGAAAGAGAUGUGUGUAUGGAUGUGACAUUUUGUAAAUCAGUUUCUACAAGAGAAGUGUUCAGAAGUGGCAAAAGUGUUUUGGAGAAAGUGUCAUUAAAACCUAAUGUGAAUAGACUAGAUUGCUUGAGUGUUCUGGAUGUUCUGUGCAGAAUGGCAAAGCCAUGUGGUGUUGGAAAGCAGUGGAAAUGGGUAUAUAAGAAUUUAGUGCCUAAUUAGAUUGAAGGUUUUGAGGUUCUGGGAUGUUAAAGUAGAGAACUUUUUGUUUCAAAACACCUAGAACUAGUUUGAAUAGUGUAUGACCUUGUUCAUAACAAUGGAGUUUAGUGGGGUUUUGGUUUUUCCUUCUUUUGCAGUGAACAGGUGAAGAAUAGUACUUCUUGCUGUGAGAAACUUUGACGUGAGAAACAGUAGUUAAGCUCUGAAUUACACACAUUAUAGCCUGUAUUUGUUUGCAUGUCUCAGCAAUUCUGUUGCAUCAUAUCUUAAAUGUUCCAAUGACAUUUUAUAAUCUUUAACCAGUUAGUAUCAGACUUCAAGAUUAGGUAACAUGGUGGUAAUGAAAUUGCCUUGAAGUGUCAUAGGGAGGAGAAUGUGGCUUUGGUGCCCAGGCAAAUGUCACCUUCACUGAUGUCAUUUACGGAAAUGUCUGUAAUUAACUGAAAAUAAUGGACCUACAUUGUGCAUAGGCACUUUCAAAACAAAUGAGAAAUGAGUUUCUUGAUGAAAAGUGUUUCUCUUCUAGUGUCAGAUUUUUGUCCGUGUGUCCUACAGAUUUAUACAGUAUUUAUUACAAAGAAAGCUGACUUAAACGCACCUCUUAAAAAAGCUGUUGUCUUUGGAUAUGGUUUUAAUUCUCAAGUCAUUCCAGUCUCCCUCACUGAAGUCUCAUACAGGGAGCAGAGGGAUAAUAGCUUGUGUGCUUUCUGUAACCACAGAAGUCUUACAAAGCUUGCAUUGGAAAUUGUUGUUCAGUCCUUGUGGAUGCAGGUCAUUCUCUAGAGGAUUUGUGUCACUGGUUUUCAGAGAUGCUUGAAGUAAAUGCUUUAAUUACACUUUUAAAAAAUACCUGGGUUUAGUCAGAGUAGCACUCUGAAAUACAAGGAGUGUUUAAAUAUUCAUAUUCUGAAAGAUAGAUUUUGCAGUUUUAUAGCUUGAAAGUUCUAAAUCGAAUUACAUUGUUUCCCUUAUCACAUCCUUUUCCCUGUAUGGAGCUAAUGCUUGGGGGGUGAAGGGGGGCAAAAUGGCAUUUGUGCCGUAAAGAGGGUGCAGUCAUGUUAGUUUUUCAUUAUUCCCUGCAAGCGUGACUGAGAUCAGUGAAAUUAAAGGCGUUCUUUCGUCAAAUAGAUCUUCUGUUUUGCUAUUUUGACUGCCCACAUUACUCCCAUUUACACUGAAUUUUUCCAUUUUUGUUUGGGUUGUGGCUUUCUUUUUUGUUUGUUUUUUCGUUUCGUUGGUUGGGUUUUUGUGGGUUGUUUUUUGUGUGUGUGGUUGGUUUGGUUUGGUUUUUGGUGUUUUGAUUUUUGU